CCGCUGCCCGGGCCGCGCCCCGCGCCCCCGAGCGUCCCGCGCGCCCCGACCCGCGCCCGCCGGCAUGGACGUCCACACCCGCUGGAAAGCGCGCAGCCCGCUCCGUCCGGGCGCCCCGCUGCUCUCCCCGCCGCCGCCGCUGCGGCCACUGCUGCUGCUGCUGCUGCUGUGGGCGCAGCUUCCGAGCCGCGCAGCUCAGCCAGCAGAUCUCCUGAAGGUCCUAGAUUUUCAAAACUUGCCUGACGGAAUAACCAAGACAACAGGUUUUUGCGCAACACGGCGAUCUUCCGAGGACCCGGAUGUGGCUUACAGGGUCACGAAAGACGCCCAGCUCAGCGCGCCCACCAAGCAGCUGUACCCUGCAUCCGCGUUUCCCGAGGACUUCUCCAUUCUAACCACUGUGAAAGCCAAGAAGGGCAGCCAGGCCUUCCUGGUCUCCAUCUACAAUGAGCAGGGCAUUCAGCAGAUCGGCCUGGAGAUGGGCCGCUCUCCGGUCUUCCUGUACGAGGACCACACCGGGAGACCGGGGCCAGAUGAUUACCCCCUCUUCAGGGGCAUCAACCUGUCCGACGGCAAAUGGCACAGAAUCGCGCUCAGCGUCCACAGGAAAAACGUCACCUUGAUCCUGGACUGUCGAAAGAAGGUCACCCAGUUCCUCGACCGCAGCGACCACCCCAUAAUAGACACCAACGGCAUUGUUGUGUUCGGCACCCGGAUCCUGGAUGAGGAUGUGUUUGAGGGUGACAUCCAGCAGCUGCUGUUCGUCUCGGACCCCCGGGCGGCGUACGAUUACUGCGAGCACUACAGUCCUGACUGCGACACAGCCGUCCCCGACACCCCGCAGUCCCAGGACCCCCACCCAGACGAAUACUACCCAGAUGGAGAGGGGGAAGGCGAGACUUACUACUACGAGUACCCCUACUACGAGGACCCCGACAGCCCGGGCAAGGAGCCCACCCCCACCGGGAAGCCGGCGGGAGCCGCUAAGGAGACCACAGAUACUCCCGAGGAGCUGACCCCGCCCCCCACGGCGGCUGCUCCCGUGCCCGAUGCCCAUGAGGGGGCUGGGAAGGAGGAGGACCCCGGCAUCGGGGACUACGACUAUGUGCCCAUCGAGGACUACUACACGCCGCCCCCUUACGAGGACAUCAGCUACGCCGAGGGCGUCGAGGACCCCGACCAGCCCCCCAGCCAUGGCGCCGGGGUGGAGGUCCCCACCAGCACCACCGUCGGCGCCUCCAAUGCCUCCAACCCGGCUCUGCCCCCCGGGGAAGGGAAGGAUGACCUGGAGGGGGAUUUCACUGAAGAAACCGUCAAGAACCUGGACGAGAGCUACUACGACUCCUACUACGACCCCACGGUGUCCCCGUCGGAGAUCGGGCCAGGCAUGCCAGCCAACCAGGACACCAUCUUCGAGGGGAUUGAAGGACCUCGGGGCGAGAAGGGUCAAAAGGGAGAACCUGCCAUCAUUGAACCUGGCAUGCUGUUGGAGGGGCCCCCCGGCCCUGAAGGCCCUGCAGGUCUCCCAGGACCUCCAGGAACGAUGGGUCCCACAGGCCAAGUGGGUGACCCCGGAGAAAGGGGCCCCCCUGGACGCCCAGGCCUUCCUGGGGCCGACGGGCUGCCCGGCCCCCCCGGAACCAUGCUCAUGCUGCCUUUCCGGUUCGGAGGGGGUGGCGAUGCCGGCUCCAAAGGCCCCAUGGUCUCAGCCCAGGAGUCCCAAGCGCAAGCCAUCCUGCAGCAGGCGCGGUUGGCGUUGAGGGGGCCGGCUGGCCCGAUGGGUCUGACGGGGAGACCCGGCCCCAUGGGCCCCCCCGGCAUCGGAGGUUUGAAGGGCGAGUCGGGAGACAUGGGUCCUCAGGGCCCCCGAGGUGUGCAGGGCCCGCCCGGCCCGGCAGGAAAGCCCGGGAGAAGGGGGCGGCCUGGCAGCGACGGAGCGAGAGGGAUGCCUGGGCAGACGGGCCCCAAGGGCGACCGCGGCUUCGACGGCCUGGCAGGACUGCCGGGAGAGAAGGGCCACAGGGGUGACCCUGGUCCCUCUGGCCCGCCGGGCUCUCCUGGAGAAGAUGGAGAAAGGGGUGACGACGGAGAAGUCGGGCCCCGAGGGCUGCCAGGCGAACCCGGGCCGCGCGGUCUGCUGGGGCCGAAGGGUCCCCCAGGCCCCCCCGGACCUCCCGGCGUGACGGGUAUGGACGGCCAGCCGGGCCCAAAAGGGAACGUGGGUCCCCAGGGAGAGCCUGGCCCCCCAGGACAGCAGGGGAACCCGGGUGCCCAGGGUCUUCCCGGCCCCCAGGGUGCCAUUGGUCCUCCAGGAGAGAAGGGCCCCCUGGGAAAGCCAGGCCUCCCAGGAAUGCCCGGCGCUGAUGGACCCCCGGGGCACCCGGGCAAAGAAGGCCCCCCCGGAGAGAAAGGAAGCCAGGGUCCGCCCGGCCCCCAGGGCCCCAUCGGCUACCCCGGUCCUCGAGGAGUUAAGGGGGCGGAUGGCAUCCGUGGCCUGAAGGGCACCAAGGGCGAGAAGGGGGAAGACGGCUUUCCCGGCUUUAAAGGAGACAUGGGCAUCAAGGGGGACCGGGGGGAGAUCGGCCCACCUGGUCCCCGAGGGGAAGAUGGCCCCGAAGGCCCCAAGGGUCGCGGGGGCCCGAACGGCGACCCUGGUCCUCUGGGACCCCCUGGGGAGAAGGGCAAGCUCGGCGUCCCGGGGUUACCGGGCUACCCAGGAAGACAAGGGCCAAAGGGCUCUAUUGGAUUCCCCGGAUUUCCCGGCGCCAACGGCGAGAAGGGUGGCAGGGGCACACCGGGGAAGCCGGGACCACGGGGGCAGCGAGGCCCAACGGGUCCGAGGGGCGAAAGGGGGCCCCGGGGCAUCACCGGGAAGCCUGGCCCCAAGGGCAACUCUGGCGGGGAUGGCCCGGCCGGCCCUCCGGGAGAACGGGGACCCAAUGGACCCCAAGGACCCACCGGGUUUCCUGGACCCAAGGGCCCCCCUGGCCCCCCAGGCAAGGACGGGCUCCCGGGACACCCUGGACAGAGAGGCGAGACCGGUUUCCAAGGCAAGACCGGCCCCCCAGGGCCCCCGGGCGUGGUCGGCCCACAGGGUCCCACCGGAGAAACUGGCCCAAUGGGCGAGCGGGGCCACCCCGGGCCCCCAGGCCCCCCCGGUGAACAGGGGCUCCCAGGCCUGACUGGGAAAGAAGGGACGAAGGGGGACCCAGGCCCCGUCGGCCUCCCUGGGAAAGACGGCCCCCCAGGACUGCGUGGCUUCCCUGGGGACCGGGGGCUGCCUGGCCCAGUGGGAGCAGUCGGGCUGAAAGGCAACGAGGGGCCCCCUGGCCCGCCAGGCCCCGCGGGAUCUCCGGGGGAGAGAGGUCCAGCCGGAGCCGCUGGGCCCAUCGGAAUUCCAGGGAGGCCCGGGCCCCAGGGACCUCCGGGGCCCGCCGGGGAGAAAGGAGCGCCUGGCGAGAAAGGGCCACAAGGCCCAGCUGGCCGCGACGGUCUCCAGGGCCCCGUUGGGCUCCCCGGGCCGGCCGGCCCUGUGGGCCCCCCUGGAGAAGACGGAGAUAAGGGAGAGAUCGGGGAGCCGGGACAGAAGGGGAGCAAGGGGGACAAAGGAGAACAGGGUCCGCCUGGGCCCACGGGUCCUCAGGGCCCCAUCGGACAGCCAGGCCCCUCUGGAGCUGACGGAGAGCCAGGGCCUCGGGGCCAGCAGGGCCUUUUUGGGCAGAAGGGUGACGAAGGUCCAAGAGGUUUUCCUGGGCCCCCUGGACCCGUGGGGCUGCAGGGCCUGCCAGGACCCCCGGGAGAGAAGGGCGAGACGGGAGACGUGGGCCAGAUGGGCCCGCCCGGUCCCCCCGGCCCCCGCGGACCCUCUGGCGCGCCAGGUGCUGACGGGCCUCAAGGUCCCCCCGGUGGAAUAGGCAAUCCUGGUGCAGUGGGAGAGAAGGGCGAGCCUGGCGAGGCUGGCGAGCCUGGUCUUCCUGGAGAAGGGGGCCCCCCGGGACCCAAAGGAGAAAGGGGAGAGAAGGGCGAGGCGGGCCCGUCCGGUGCUGCUGGACCCCCUGGACCCAAGGGCCCCCCCGGAGAUGACGGUCCCAAGGGCAGCCCCGGCCCCGUCGGCUUUCCCGGAGACCCAGGCCCCCCCGGAGAGCCCGGCCCCGCGGGUCAGGAUGGUCCCCCUGGGGACAAAGGGGACGAUGGCGAGCCCGGGCAAACGGGCUCCCCGGGCCCCACUGGAGAACCUGGCCCGUCUGGGCCUCCAGGAAAGAGGGGUCCCCCUGGGCCCGCCGGCCCCGAAGGCAGACAGGGAGAGAAAGGAGCCAAGGGGGAAGCCGGCUUGGAAGGCCCUCCUGGGAAGACUGGCCCCAUCGGCCCCCAGGGGGCCCCUGGGAAACCUGGGCCUGACGGGCUGCGCGGGAUCCCCGGCCCUGUGGGUGAGCAAGGUCUCCCGGGAUCCCCAGGCCCCGAUGGGCCCCCUGGCCCCAUGGGUCCCCCAGGACUCCCCGGCCUCAAAGGAGACUCCGGCCCCAAAGGGGAAAAGGGUCACCCCGGCCUGAUCGGACUCAUCGGCCCUCCCGGGGAGCAAGGCGAAAAGGGCGACCGCGGCCUCCCCGGCCCGCAGGGCUCCUCCGGCCCGAAGGGAGAGCAGGGCAUCCCUGGUCCUUCCGGCCCGAUCGGCCCCCCGGGUCCUCCUGGCUUGCCGGGUCCUCCUGGUCCGAAAGGCGCGAAGGGCUCCUCGGGUCCCACUGGUCCAAAGGGCGAGGCCGGCCACCCCGGCCCCCCCGGCCCGCCGGGCCCACCGGGCGAGGUCAUCCAGCCCCUGCCAAUCCAAGCAUCCAGGACGCGGCGGAACAUCGACGCCAGCCAGCUGAUGGACGAGGCGGAGGGCGAGAGCUACGUGGACUACGCGGACGGCAUGGAGGAGAUCUUCGGCUCGCUCAACUCCCUGAAGCUAGAGAUCGAGCAGAUGAAGCGGCCGCUGGGCACACAGGAGAACCCAGCGCGCACCUGCAAGGACCUGCAGCUCUGCCACCCCGACUUCCCCGACGGUGAAUACUGGGUCGACCCGAACCAAGGCUGCUCCCGGGACUCCUUCAAGGUUUACUGCAACUUCACGGCCGGGGGGGCCACGUGUGUGUUCCCAGACAAGAAGUCCGAGGGGAGUAAGAUGGCCCGCUGGCCCAAAGAGCAGCCUGCCACCUGGUAUAGUCAGUACAAGCGCGGGUCCCUGCUCUCCUACGUGGACGCUGAGGGCAACCCGGUGGGCGUGGUCCAGAUGACCUUCCUGCGCCUGCUGAGUGCCUCCGCCACCCAGAACAUCACCUACAACUGCUACCAGUCAGUCGCCUGGCAGGAUGCCGCCACGGGCCUCUACGACAAGGCCAUCCGCUUCCUGGGCUCCAACGACGAGGAGAUGUCCUACGACAAUAGUCCCUACAUCCACGCCCUGGUGGACGGCUGCGCUACCAGGAAGGGCUACCAGAAGACCGUCCUGGAGAUCGACACGCCCAAGGUGGAGCAAGUGCCCAUCGUGGACAUCAUGUUCAACGACUUCGGGGAAGCGUCACAGAAAUUCGGAUUUGAAGUGGGGCCGGCUUGCUUCCUGGGCUAGGAGCCGCCCCUGGCACCGCGACCAACCUCGUGACCUCAGCACGCGCCUGUGGGUGUCCUGGACAGUGAAGACCCCUCGUCCCGCCCCCGACCUCGUCUGCACCUCGGCACCCCGCCGGGCCGCACCCCAAACCAGAGAGAGCAAAGGGAAAGAGCCGUGUCCCCGCCCCGGAGCCGAAUCACAUGACCUAGACUUCCCGCAGCAGCCGCUGGGCCCCAACGCUGCCCACCCCCCAGCCCCCCGGGGGACGGGGACCGGCCGCGCUUCUUGCCACUGGACGCGCACCGGCCACGCUCGCGGAGGGUGCACAGGGCUGGGGCCGCAGCAUUUGGAGAGAACAUUUGCAAACAUUCAACCCGAAGAUGUGUAUUCCCCCUGACCUUCAAAAAGUGUUCCAAGGCAAGCUGCAGAGGGGCGGCCCGCCCGAGCCUCCGGUCCGGGGACACAGCCCAGCCACCGGCCCCAAGUCGUUGCUCACGUGCCUUUCGAGUGGAGUGAAGGUGCUCUGUCUGUGUGAGUUGUACGUCCAUGUCGUAUCGUCUUGUCCUCAGUGUUCAGUGUCCCUGACUUUCGACCAGGCAGGCGAGCCCCGCGCGGCCCCACUGGGAGCGGGGGCGGGGUGGGAGUCCCCUCUGGCUGCA
Pteronotus mesoamericanus is the source of this 6246-nucleotide messenger RNA. RefSeq names its product collagen type V alpha 1 chain (gene COL5A1). Gene Ontology annotation, molecular function: extracellular matrix structural constituent conferring tensile strength. The transcript is spliced from 66 exons. Lineage: Eukaryota; Metazoa; Chordata; Mammalia; Chiroptera; Mormoopidae. Bases 65 to 5605 code for a protein of 1846 amino acids. The record is from RefSeq and is a predicted model, not a curated record. Gene Ontology annotation, biological process: extracellular matrix organization.